GGGAUCGUCUGCAAAUUCCCAAGACAUUGGGUGACUUGAAAGAAAUCCAGCCGAUAGUGAAUUACUGAUUAGAAAGCAAGACAAAGCCGACGUCUAAGCCCAGUCACACACUGUACACAAUAAGCGACUCCAGCAUCAAGAUGUCCAACCGAUCGCUGCUCAGGGAAGCGAGUCAUGCUGGGAGCUGGUACACUGCCUCAGGAUCCCAGUUGAGUGCACAACUAGACGGCUGGCUAUCACAAGCACAAACCUCAAAGAGACCUGCAAGAGCCAUCAUUGCCCCUCAUGCAGGAUACACUUAUUGCGGGUCAUGUGCUGCUCAUGCCUAUAAACAAGUAGACCCUUCAGUCACGAGAAGGGUCUUCAUUCUUGGACCCUCCCACCAUGUGGCUCUUUCUAGAUGUGCACUUUCCACUGUUGAUAUAUAUAGAACACCAUUAUAUGAUCUUCAUAUUGAUCAAAAGGUAUACGGAGACUUGUGGAAGACAGGGAUGUUUGAACGAAUGUCACUACAAACAGAUGAAGAUGAGCACAGCAUUGAAAUGCAUUUACCUUACACUGCUAAAACAAUGGAAAGCCAUAAGGAUGAUUUAACCAUCGUUCCUGUGUUGGUCGGAGCACUAAGUGAAUCAAAGGAGCAGGAAUUUGGGAAACUUUUUAGCAAAUAUUUAGCAGAUCCUACUAACCUCUUUGUAAUCUCAUCAGAUUUCUGCCACUGGGGGCAACGAUUCCGUUACACAUAUUAUGAUGAAUCUCAAGGAGAAAUCUAUAGGUCAAUUGAGAAUCUAGAUAAGAUGGGUAUGGGCAUUAUAGAACAAUUAGAUCCUGUACAAUUUAGCAAUUACUUGAAGAAAUACCAUAACACUAUAUGUGGCAGACACCCCAUUGGGGUUUUAUUAAAUGCUGCAACAGAACUUCAGAAGAAUGGAGUCAACAUGAGCUUCUCAUUCUUAAAUUAUGCUCAGUCUAGCCAAUGUCGCAGCUGGCAGGACAGUUCCGUGAGUUACGCUGCUGGAGCACUAGUGGUGCAUUGAGCCACUGAAGUCUCAGGGAUGCCACCUUAUAACACAAAAGUUGACACAAACCUUUUCUUUCUGUCCAUGGGGUCAUAGCCAAGUAUUGGCCCAGUAAUGACCUGUUCUAUGGGUUUAGUGGAACCUUGAUCCAACUGAAAUCCUCCCCCUCCUUUCUUUGUAGGUGUAGUCCUAUCUUAAUUUCUGAUUCCAUUUAAAAGAAAUGCUUUCUUGGUAACGGUAACAGAAGUAAAGUUGUGUCAAAGUAUCUGUAAAACGGAACUGUAAUAAAGAAACGUGGUGGCAGACAACACAAAAAUGCUAGUUACAUGGAAUAAGUUAGCCUUUACCAUAACCUAAAUUUGCACUGUUUGCAGAUAUGUGCACAUAUACUCAGCUUUCAGAAUAGUUUUGCAAGUUGAAAAUAAAAAAAUUAAAAAAAAAAAAAACAAAAAAAAGUAUAUUACAAAAAAAAAAAAAAAAGGUGGAAGCUUUUUAAUAUGAAAUGCAUUUAUAACUUAUCCUUUAUCCUGUAUUAGAAUAUAAUACAAUUCCUGUAUAAUCUGUUAUUACCAGUGUUGUACAACAAAUACCUUCUAUUUUAGUUGCUAAUAAAGGGCUACACAACCAACUCCAA
Molecule: messenger RNA, 1650 nt
Organism: Xenopus tropicalis (tropical clawed frog)
Lineage: Eukaryota; Metazoa; Chordata; Amphibia; Anura; Pipidae
Gene: memo1
Product: mediator of cell motility 1
Exons: 9
Coding region: 141-1034 (297 amino acids)
Source: RefSeq, a predicted model, not a curated record